Suillus paluster is the source of this 905-nucleotide messenger RNA. RefSeq lists its product as uncharacterized. The transcript is spliced from 8 exons. The record is from RefSeq and is a predicted model, not a curated record. Gene Ontology annotation, molecular function: U1 snRNA binding. Gene Ontology annotation, cellular component: U1 snRNP. NCBI's taxonomy places the organism in Eukaryota, Fungi, Basidiomycota, Agaricomycetes, Boletales, Suillaceae. Gene Ontology annotation, biological process: mRNA splicing, via spliceosome. Bases 25 to 789 code for a protein of 254 amino acids.
CUCACUGCUCGCACUUAUCAAGUCAUGGCCACAACCCAGCCAGCCCAGGUGGACCCGCAGUCCGUGCAGAAUGCCACACCAACACUAGCAGAAAAUGGGACGCCUCCACCAGAGGGGGAAGAACACAUCUCCGAGACUCUCUAUAUCCAAAACCUCAACGAGAAGGUGAAGAUCGACGUGCUCAAAGCUUCACUAAGAGGCCUGUUUAAGUCAUAUGGGGAGGUGCUAGAUGUUGUGGCGCACAGUAACUUGAGAAUGAGGGGUCAAGCAUUCGUCUCGUUCGCGUCCCCAGAAAUCGCGAAGAAAGCUAUGAAGGAAGUCCGUGGCUUCCCUCUCUACUCCAAACCUAUGCAAAUUUCGUUUGCGCGGACGCGAUCCGAUGCUGUUGUUAAACGACUGGACACUACCAACCUUGAACAGCACACAGCGAAGAGAGCUGAGCACAAAAGGCGUACGCGAUACUCGAACCCCUUGAAGCAGAAGUUUAAGGCUAAGCGGAUGGCCGCAGAAAUGGAUGGAGCUGCUGCAGCUCCUGCAGCCAGGCGUCCCAAUGUCCAGAUGCCAGACGAAUACUUACCUCCCAACAAGAUUCUUUUCCUUCAAAAUUUGCCUGAAAGUGUCACGAAGGAUCAGCUUAUGGCCCUUUUCUCUCAGUAUCCAAACCUCCACGAGACUAUCGCGUUCGUGGAAUACAUGGACGAAGGCAGCGCUGGGGUUGCCAAAGACGCCCUUCACAACUACAAACUUGAUGGGGAGAACAAGAUCAAGAUUACAUUUGCCCGGAAGUGAACUCGCUUCUUGUAUUGUCGUGCUUCGGGAUACUGUAUCAUAUAUGUUUUAAUCGACAUUGAGUCAGAGCUCCGGAGUGGUCCACCUAUUAUCGCCACGACUGCUUCAAGCCCACC